CUUAGUUGCUACACUUGCGACACGUCCACAUUGACAUAGUCCAAAUCAUCUGCGGUAUCGAGCAACCAUGCCGUCUGCAACCACGACUGAAGCAGUUCCAAUUGAAACCGCUCAUGAAGACAUGAUUCAUGAUGCGCAACUUGACUACUAUGGCAAGCGUUUAGCAACGUGCUCUUCAGAUAGAACAGUGAAGGUUUUUGACGUUAUUGGCGGGGAACCAUUGAAAUCUAGUGGACAUACUCUGAAGGGGCACACGGGUCCAGUGUGGCAGGUUGCCUGGGCACACCCGAAAUUUGGACACAUACUUGCUUCUUGCUCAUACGAUGGCAAAGUAUUGAUAUGGGGGGAACGGUCUCAAGGCACGGCCGAUGGUGGAUGGACAAAGGUGAAGGAGCACACGUUACACACCGCUUCGGUGAACUCCGUGUCGUGGGCUCCUCAUGAGCUCGGUGCAAUGUUGGCUUGCGCGUCGUCAGAUGGAAAGCUUUCUGUACUCACCUUCAAAGAUGACGGUCAGUGGGGUGCUGACAUCUUCAACGGUCAUGCUAUCGGCUGCAACUCUGUUUCUUGGGCGCCCGCGACACAGCCUGGAUCGCUCAUUCAUCCGCAACAACCUGGCGCACAGCCUUCUGCACCCUUCAAACGUUUUGCCAGCGCUGGUUGUGAUAAUCUUGUCAAGAUCUGGGGCUACCGUGAAGACACGCAGUCGUGGGUGGAGGAAGAGACACUUGAUGGGCACACUGAUUGGGUGCGUGAUGUUGCGUGGGCGCCUAACAUCGGUCUGCCAAGGAGUUAUAUCGCAACAGCAUCUCAGGAUAAGACAGUGUUGAUCUGGACAAAAGAUUCGUUAACCUCUCCAUGGGUGAAGACUGCCCUUGACCCAUCGACUGCCUCAGGAGCACCUAGUGCAGCAGCUGCAGGCAAAUUCCCUGAUGUCGUAUGGCGCGUAUCAUGGAGUCUCGCUGGAAACAUUCUUGCUGUUAGCUGUGGCGACGGGAAAGUCACAUUGUGGAAGGAGAAUCUGCGGAGCAUAUGGGAGUGUGUUAGUGACAUGUCGUCCUAGAGAUGUGUGAUUGGAUCAGAUGCUACUUAGAAAUGCACAGGUUGACUCGCUCA
Suillus subalutaceus is the source of this 1116-nucleotide messenger RNA. RefSeq names its product WD40-repeat-containing domain protein. The transcript has 5 exons. NCBI's taxonomy places the organism in Eukaryota, Fungi, Basidiomycota, Agaricomycetes, Boletales, Suillaceae. The coding region runs from base 68 to 1063 and encodes 331 amino acids. Gene Ontology annotation, molecular function: protein binding; structural molecule activity. Gene Ontology annotation, biological process: COPII-coated vesicle budding; positive regulation of TOR signaling; protein import into nucleus. The record is from RefSeq and is a predicted model, not a curated record. Gene Ontology annotation, cellular component: COPII vesicle coat; nuclear pore outer ring.